Messenger RNA from Ananas comosus (pineapple), 3529 nucleotides. Its product is annotated as pentatricopeptide repeat-containing protein At2g13600-like. The record is from RefSeq and is a predicted model, not a curated record. The transcript is spliced from 2 exons. Gene Ontology annotation, biological process: RNA modification. Gene Ontology annotation, molecular function: protein binding; RNA binding. Bases 45 to 2333 code for a protein of 762 amino acids. NCBI's taxonomy places the organism in Eukaryota, Viridiplantae, Streptophyta, Magnoliopsida, Poales, Bromeliaceae.
UCCAUUUCCCCCACAAGCUCUCUCUCUCCCACCCCCCACCAACAAUGGCCGCGGCACCUCUCCUUCUUCCCCUUUCUCCUCCUACUCCUCCUCCUCCUCCACUCCUUCCCUCUCCCCCCACCUCCUCCGCCGCCGCCGCGGCGCUCUCUCCGCGCUCCGCCGCGCCAUCGCCGCGCACCGCUACGCUCUCCCAGCGCGCCGCCGCGCAACUCCACGCGCGCGGCCUCCGUCUCGGCGACCCCUCCCUCUCUGCGCGCCUCAUCGCCCACUACGCCGCCGCCUCCUCCACCUCCGCCGCCGCGGCCGCGGCGUCCCUCCUCCCCUCUGUCGCCCCCGACCACCCCCUCGCCACCUUCGCCUUCAACUCUCUCAUCCGCGCCCUCGCCUCCUCCUCCUCCGAUCCCCGCGGCCCCGCCCUCGCCCUUGCCCUCGAUCUCUUCCUCCUCAUGCUCCGCUCCCACCUUCGCCCCAACGAGUUCACCUUCCCCUUCGCCCUCAAAUCGGCCGCCGCGCUUGACCUCCUCCCCCUGGGGCACCAAAUCCACUCCUCGCUCCUCAAAUCCGGCCUCUUCCCCUCCAACGUCUUCUGCGCCAGCGCCCUCCUCGACCUCUAUGUGAAACUCGCGACUCUAGGUGAUGCCCGCUUGGUGUUCGAUCGAAUUCCCCACAGAACCGCCGUGACAUGGAACUCUAUGAUCUGCGCCUACGCGCAAAAUGGGUUCUUGGAGGAGGCGCUGAGGUUGAUGGAUUCGAUGGCAGAGUCCGGUUUGGAUGUCGGAGUUACUAGCUGGAAUUCGAUUGUUGCGGGUUGCGUUCGAUUCGGGGAUGUCGAGCUCGCGCUGGAUGUGCUUGGGGAGAUGAUUUCAGUUGGUGGGGUGGGACCCAACCCGGCUACGUUCAAUACCAUGCUUUCGUUGAUCCCCUUUGUCCCUUCCUUGGAUCGAAUUAAGGAGUUGCAUGCCUUCACUCUGAGGAAUGUAGAAGUGGUAGGUUUCGAUUCGGUAGAUAUUGAUAGGUUGUGGUCGUCGAUUGCUUCUGGUUAUGCCUUCCAUGGAUGCAUGAGCUACGCUUCUCGACUGUAUCGUGAAGUCACAUUGAAGACAUUCCAGUUGUCAAAUUCGAUGAUCUCAGGGUUUCUUGAUUCUGGGCAGACACAUGAGGCGUUCGAUGUGUUCCGUGAAAUGGCAUUUCAAUGCUGCCGUGAAGCGCAAAGUCUAUCUCCAGUUUCACUCACCAUGAUCCUUCCAGCUUGUGAUUCGUUAUCUAAAAGUGGUUUGGAGAUCCAUGCUUAUGCUUACCGAAGAGGAAUGCAAUCCCAUACGUCCGUGAGCAAUGCUCUCAUGGCCAUGUACGCCAAGAGAGGCGACAGAGAAAGGGCUGAUAAGGUUUUUCAAGAGAGUCCGGAGAAGGACGUCGUGUCGUGGAAUACAAUGAUUUCGAGCUGUGCUAUGACUAAUGAUUUUGAUAGUGCUUUCGAUCUUUUUCAGGAAUUGCUUGCGGACGGCAUUAGGCCUGAUGAGUACUCAUACAGUUCCGUGCUUAAUGGAUGUGGUAUCUCAGCCCAUCUCAGACAAGGAAUGGCCUUACAUGGCCAAAUUGUAAAAUCUGGCUUAUAUCAUUCUUACCCAGUUGUCCAAAAUGCUUUAAUGGAUGCUUAUGGGAAAUGUGGGUGUACUGAGUAUGCUCAAAAGGUCUUUGAUGAGGUAGAUGCUAAAGAUACUAUUUCUUGGAACACUAUAAUCUCAUCUUACGGUUUCAAUACUCGCCCUCACGAGGCCAUAUCUCUUUUUCAUGAAAUGCAAGAGUUAGGUUUUAAACCCAACCGUGUCACCUUCAUUGCACUCUUGUCAGCUUGUAGCCAUGCUGGUUUGAUUGAUAAGGGUUUGCAUUACUUCAAUACAAUGAGGAGCCACCAUGGUGUUGUUCCCGAUGUGGAUCACUAUGCUUGUAUAGUAGAUAGUUUAGGAAGAGCAGGUCAGCUCGAUCGAGCUCACCAAUUUAUCAAAGAUAUGCCUAUAGAGCCCGAUGAUUGUGUAUGGGGUGCUUUUCUUAGCAGCUGCAGGAUCCAUGGAAAUAUUGAGCUAGCAGAAAUUGCCGCCAAGAAGCUUAUUGAGUUGGAUCCACAGCAUUCAGGUUAUUGGGUUUUGCUGUCGAACGUAUACGCGGAUGCUUCUAGGUGGAGUGAUGUGGCACAUGUGCGAGCAGCCAUGAAGGACACUGGUGUCAUAAAGUGCCCGGGUUUUAGUUGGAUUGAAAUCGGAGGCAGUGAGGUGCACAGGUUCCUUACUGCCGACAAGUUCCAUGCAAGGAAACUGAGAAAGAAGACGUCAUAGUUGGCUGAGACAACUUUAUUGAAUUACGGAGUAAAAUGAGGUCAAACUAGCAUAUUCAUGCAAGCAAAAAGGCAAAAUUAACUCAGACAAACUAGCAGACCUGAAAUAGACGUUGCUGAGAACUUCAGGAUGACUCGUAGUUUGAUGGUCUUGCUAUUGGCAUCAUAGAGUGAUCAGAUGCAGAAAUAAAAAGUUGGGUCCUGAAGUGAUGGCUGUUUUCUCGUUUGAAAUGAACUUUUUGCAACAGAUAGGCGUGAGACAAAUGUAAAGAAUAUUUGAGAAAGCAACAAGAAGAUAAAGAACACAACCAUUUACAUGAUUUGGCUUUGAAUCCUAUAUUUAUGGGUGAAGGAGGAGAAAAGCUUUCGCUAUGAGAAAAGAUGCCAAAUCAUAGGGAUAAUCCUAGCCCUAGUAGAUUCUAUGCUCUUAAAACAAUAGCCAUAUAGAAACAAUGCGCAAGCAGAAAAGGGGUUGAUGGUUGAUACCCCAGUUGCUUCACAUUUCUUACUAAGUUCAUUUCUUAAAAAAAAAAAAAUGAACUGAGUGGAUCACAUACUAUCUCUCUCUCUCUCUCUCGCAAAACAAAGAGCAUGUGCAAAAGGAACAAAUCAUAAUAUGUUGGAAAAAACGCGAAAAGGAAAAGAAAAGGAAAGAAAAUGUCAGGAUCAAAUCAGUACUGCAUGGGCUUUAUCUUGACACCUCCAGAGAGGCGGGGGGAGAUUCAGGCUUGCACCUAUUGACCUUGGAAGAAAAUUGCCCUUCGUGCUUUUUCUGAAUAGUUUUGGGCUGCAACAUCAUGCUGGGGUUUCCAAUAUGGAGACACAUGUAGCAAUAUUUCAGUGGUGUAUACGUACCAAAGCUGUAACUUUGCAUGUGCCCUAAUUGCUUGAUGUUCAAAAUGAUGGUUUACUUCUUGAUUGGUGAAGGGAUAAUGUGGUAUUACUUGUAUUUACUGAAGGCGGGAAAGCCUGAGUUUAUCUAAUGCUAACAUGAAUCAUUUUAUAUAUUGUAUUUAUUCAGUUGAGAUGCAGUGCUUGAAGUAGUGAGUAUUAAGCUUCAUGUGGUUUUAAGGACUAAAAACUUGGGUUAAGAUGUUGCUGGUUGUAGUUGCAGUUUUGGUAAUGUACAGGGCCAUCUAAUGCAUACUGGUUUCUAUGAUGAAAUUAUGCCAGUUCAGAGUAAUGGCAUAUUUGUGA